Messenger RNA from Prorocentrum cordatum, 1305 nucleotides. Lineage: Eukaryota; Dinophyceae; Prorocentrales; Prorocentraceae. The record is from the annotation of a GenBank genome assembly.
AGCAUAUCAUGGUCGUGGGCACCAAGACAGUGUUCUAUACGAAAUAUGCUCGUCGACGCCUAAUGUACUGUAAUGUACCUGUGGCUACAUGGGACUUUGCACCUCGGCAGUUCCCUCCUGUUGACACGAUGUCUCUGCAUGUGCAUGAUCGGCCCGUUCUUCCCUCAUUACAUCAGACCCCCCCUUGCAUUACAAAACAAUGUUUCCCAUGUGUACCCCCACGAACCUCGAAGGGAGGCUGGCCUGGAAGAGUUGGGCAACAGCUGUUCAUUCACAGGUGCAUCGCUGCUCGCUCUUGCGAGUGCAUUGGUGGCGACUGGUUGCAGUAAAGCUCUGGUACCCGCUCAGCAGGCCCACCAUAAACACGUGCUCGCCAGGUUUGCGCAUGUGCAAAUGUUGAUGUCCUCGCAUGUGCCCGCGCUUGCGAAUACGAAAUCGCUAUGGAGUCUGGCCGCCCACGCGAUGACACCUGGCUGGAAGAGUGCCCGGGUCCCGUCUGAAGUGCGCAGGACACAUUCAACCGAUGCAUUGUUUACCGUUGCAGCUAUGCGUCGCAGCGACGAGGCAUCAUCGUUCCAGUCGUGCCACCCCAAGGACGAGUUGGCAGGACCAGAAGUUCACCGAGCUCAUCCAGAGCAGCUGCGCCACGACUACUGCCAACGUGUCCUCCGCAGGACCCAGCCUGGGCCCGCCAGAGGGUCGCUGGCAGAGCUGCCAAGGGAUAUCCGUUGGUUGUCAUCCAAAAAUGUCCGGGGGUGGGGGGGGGCGCGCCAGCCACGCUACACGCUGCCGCACACAGCUUCGCACGCAGGUUGCACACCCGCCACACGUCGGGGGAGGGCCUCAUUAUGUAACAGACGCUGUCACAAUCCCAACGUCCAACUUACACAUAGAAUUAUGUAUGGCGGUGAUCGGUGCGUGCCAGUGGAACACGCGGACAGGGGAUACCCAGAAUCAAUCGAGAAACAGACCAACAGAACUCGGCUGUCCGUUUGAGACGUGCAGCGAGCACCUGGCUGGUUGGGGUCCGCGGAGGAGUUUACAGAGUCGGCACGGGAUCAGGGAAAGUGUGGCAAGAUGACAGGGCGGUGACCAUGGAUCUCAAGAGCGUGGUUGAAUGUUGUGGUAGCUAAGAGACGUUGAUUUCACUGGGAGUGAGGUGGUGUAAAAACAGAGGUGCGUCACACGAGGCAUAGCUCGAAGCAUCCGUUUGCUUGCCAGGAAUGUGCAACUACCCCAGAUAGAGCCACAGAUGAGGUCCUGCGACGAGACGCUGGAGCCCACCGCGAGCGGCAAGCAUUAGAA